This is a messenger RNA of Dioscorea cayenensis subsp. rotundata (Guinea yam), 1180 nucleotides long. Its product is annotated as probable adenylate kinase 7, mitochondrial. The coding region runs from base 93 to 980 and encodes 295 amino acids. Gene Ontology annotation, cellular component: mitochondrion; cytoplasm. The record is from RefSeq and is a predicted model, not a curated record. Lineage: Eukaryota; Viridiplantae; Streptophyta; Magnoliopsida; Dioscoreales; Dioscoreaceae. The transcript has 4 exons. Gene Ontology annotation, molecular function: ATP binding; AMP kinase activity. Gene Ontology annotation, biological process: nucleobase-containing compound metabolic process.
CCUUUUUCAUUUCCCCCUUGUUUUGCGGCUCUUCUCCGUUAAACCGCGAUCUCUUGAUCGCCAUCCUCCAUUCGGCGUUGAUCGGGUCCCCUAUGGCCGUGAUCUACAGGGCCGCCGUCCGAUGCCUCUUCCGGCGGCUACCCGCCGCUCCCCGGCCGCGGUUCUAUGGUGCAGCGGCGGCGCAGCUGGAGUAUGACUAUGAGAGUGAGUGGGAGGAAGAGCUGGCUGCGGAUCGGAGGCGGCUGGCGCCUGCGACGGCAUCGUGGGAGGAGGAGGAGGGGAGGGGCGUGCGUUGGGUCUUCAUGGGCAGCCCUGCCGCGCAGAAGCACGUUUACGCUACUCGUGUGGCCGCGUUGCUUGAUGUUCCGUAUAUCUCCAUGGGUUCCCUUGUCCGCCAAGAGCUUCAUCCCCGCUCCGUGCUUUACAAGAAGAUUGCGAAUGCAGUGAAUGGAGGGAAGCUCGUCCCGGAAGACAUAAUCUUUGGGUUGUUAUCAAAACGGCUGGAAGAGGGUUACCACAGAGGUGAAACUGGGUUCAUUCUUGAUGGGAUUCCAAGAACUCGGAUCCAAGCUGAGAUCCUGGAUCAGAUUAUGGAUAUUGACCUGGUGGUUAAUUUCAAGUGUAUGGAGGACUGCUUGGUGAAGAAGCACUUUGGGAGUGAUGUCUGUUCGUACUGUGGCAAAUCUUUUGAUGCGAAUAGUCUGGAAUCUACAAGCCUCCAUCCAUGUCUGGCAACACGAACAGGGCAUUCUCGGUUGGAUACCUCUGCCACCAAUGUCAUGAAGGAAAGCCAUUUGGAAAAGUUCCGCAUGUAUUCAGAACAGCAGAGCAAGCUGCUGGAAGAGUACUACAGGAAGCAGAACAAGCUUCUGGACUUUCAGAUGGCUGGUGGUCCUGGAGAAACCUGGCAAGGACUCUUGGCUGCAUUACAUCUCCAGCACAUUAAUGCAGUUAAUGCGUCACAGAAAUUGACUGCUUGAUUAACCGUCCAAACCACCCGAGAUUUUGUUUCCUGUUUCCUUAUAAGUUUUUGUAAAAGAAAAUCCACAGGGCUUAACAAAUUAUAUUGGCCUGUGGCAGCGGGGUGGUUUUUAUGAGUGCCAUUUAAACCAUAAGCAAUUUUGUUGACAACGUUUGUUAUUAACAUAAUGAGAUAAUUUUCCUGUUUCUCUUUUAGCAA